This is a messenger RNA of Paraglomus occultum, 630 nucleotides long. The record is from the annotation of a GenBank genome assembly. Lineage: Eukaryota; Fungi; Glomeromycota; Glomeromycetes; Paraglomerales; Paraglomeraceae.
AUGGAAAUGUUAAAAGAGGCAUCAGACACAAAUUCAAAAAACAUACUCCAACACGUGUUGAACCUACAAAUUGACUUUAGCGAAGCACUUUGUAACGCUACACGGCAUACUAUGCAGUCUGCCUUGAAACGGAAGCGGAAUGAGGGGGAGAUUAUCAUAGACGCUGGUAAUAACCCGUUUUAUGUACUUGAACCUGGAAGAGAUUUGAAAAACACAACUAACCAGAACGGGGAAAAUAAGAAAGAGGAUACGUCAUCCGUUAUUCUCAAUUCUAUCAUGGAUGAGGAAAUUAAAAUUGAAGAGAUUACUAUGACAUCGGCUGCUUAUUCGAAUAAUAGUGAUAACGAACUUACUUUCGGAGCUGAUGAUCUAAACGUAUUUACGAAUCGGCAAGACGAUAGAAAAUGGAAGCUUGGUACGGGGCGUUACGUUGAAGACGUUUUGUACAAUCUGGGGGGAGAAUGCAACUAUCACAGUCUCGUAAAUUCUUUUAUUAUUGACCCCGAGGACAAAUUUGUGCAAUCCGGAUUCACUAUGGGCGAGCUACGAGAGAUCCGCGAAGCAGAGUUUAUGCAAGAAUUACCGCAACUAGAUGAUGACCUACUCCAGUAUAUUGACACCUUUGCAAAA